GAAGAAAUGAACAAAUAAUUCUACGCAAAAUUAUAAGAAAAGCAAUCAACAGUCAGUUGUGAAUCAAAUGAAAAUAUACACCUGGAAUGUGCAUUUUUCUUUUCUUUUUCUCUACAGAUCCCAGUCCUUAAGUUUCGUUCCUUUGUCUCCUUGCACUUCGUGGAAGACCCCACACGUAACAGAAGACACGACCGACACCGAAUAUGCUGGCGGCGGAAACCAGGCUGUGGACUUUACGGCAGGCCGGUUGGAGAUUGGAGCGGUAUGUGGAGGAAUUCUGUGAGCUAGCCCAUCAGCUGAGCUGGCGCGACGCCGUUCUUGGUGCGUGCUUUCUGCAGGGGCUGGACGACGAUAUUAUCCGAUGCGAUCUUCCUUCCUCGGAUUUUCCCCUGAAAGAACUCCUUAAUCUGGUACUGUUGUUAAAUGAUUCCAACUUCGAAAUUCACGAAGUAGUAGAACCCCGUCAGUCUAGUUGUCCAGCCCAUGCAGAAGCACGCCACAUCGCGCCAGCUCACCUAAAGCCCGGAACCCCCACAUACCGCACCAAUCGCUCGGACCACCUGCCCGACCACAAAUACCCCCAAGUCCUCCUCAACACCUCCAUCGUCCCCAGUUCUGGAAGGCCGCCGAGAAGCACGGCCAACCCGCCGACUGAGAGAGCGGCCAACCCGCCGCCGAGAAGUGUGGCAGGCCUGCUGGUCCCGUCCAGCUCACCUUCGCCUCCGCUGGUCCCGUCCAGCUCACCUUCGCCUCCGCUGGUCCAGUCCAGCUCCCCUUCGCCUCCACUGGUUCCGCCCAGUUCCGCGCCGCCCGAGCGCAUUAAAGAAUCCGCGCUUCCAGAGCGCCCCCCUGUCCCUGCGCCAAGAAGGCGCCUCCCUAGCUCCGCGCUUCCCGAGCGCCCCCUAGAGAUAGCGCUUCCAGAGCGUCCUCCAGUACCUGCGCCAAGAAGGCGCCUCCCUGUCUCCGUGCUGCAAGAGCGCCCCCUAGAAUUCGCGCUGCAAGAGCACACACAGUGCCUGCGCCACGAAGGCGCCUCCCUGUCUCCGCGCUACAAGAGCGCCACCCAGAACCCGCGCUGCAAGAGCGCACCCCAGUGCCUGCGCCACGAAGGCGCCUCCCUGUCUCCGUGCUGCCAGAGCGCCCCCAAGAGUCCGCACUGUCCGAGCGGCCCCAAGAAUCCAAACGAAGAUUGAAGGCCCUUAAUU
Messenger RNA from Onychostoma macrolepis, 1205 nucleotides. RefSeq names its product histone-lysine N-methyltransferase 2D-like. The coding region runs from base 204 to 1193 and encodes 329 amino acids. The record is from RefSeq and is a predicted model, not a curated record. NCBI's taxonomy places the organism in Eukaryota, Metazoa, Chordata, Actinopteri, Cypriniformes, Cyprinidae. The transcript is spliced from 2 exons.